GAUGGCUUAUGUAAAUUAUCCGAGAAAAGUUUGUCAUGAGAAUAUUGAUAAUGACCAUGAUAAUGAUUUGGACGACAUUACAUUCGAUGGACCAUCCAUUGUUCAAAUGAAUCCCACUCUUUUUGAAGAACAAGAAUUUAGCUAUCCCGAAACCAAACACGCAGACAUCUACGAUUCUGUGGAAAGAGAAGCAAUGCGAGAAUAUCUAACUCACGGAUUAGAGAAAUCUAUUACAAUUUACCACGCUAAAGUUAUUCAAAGGAGCUAUGGACGAGAAAAACGCUUUUUCUGCCCUCCCCCAUAUGUACGUUAUCGCGAUCUGGCUAGAUGGGAUGAUAAUGAACGCCAAAUUUGUGCCUAUAUUGGAGUAAAUCUCUCAAUAGACGAUAUGCAUCAUAUGGAAAAAAAAGAAGAUGGUAUAUUUUUUUUGGAAAAGCCUCUGUUUAUUACUAGUUCAGAUAAAAGAAAAAAUUUCGAAUUAAAAAUUCGCUUAUUUUAUUCCGAUGGCUCAGCUAUUGGCAUUUUCUCUUCAAAGUGUAUUAGAGUUGUAACAAAACCGUCGAAGAAGAGACUUAAAACACCAAAGAAUCAUGAUUUAUGCAUUGAAAGUGGAAGUGAAAUUGCUCUUUUUAAUCGACUAAGGUCGCAAAGUGUUUCCACUAGAUAUUUAAAAGUAUAUGAAGAUCCUGUGGACAAAUCAUUAAAUUUUGUUGCCUCUCCUGUUAAGUGGGGAUCUUUUAAGAUACAUCUAGUGAAUGAAGAGGAAGAAGAAAGCGAGGAAUUCGAUGUAGAAGAAGGUUUUAUACACUAUGGUCAAACGGUAAAAUUAGUAUGUUCAGAAACUGGAAUGAGUCUGCCAAGACUAAUAAUUCGCAAAGUAGACAAACAGAAGAUUAUUUUAGAUGCAACAGGUCCAAUUUCUCAGCUGCACAAAUGUGCAUUAUACAUGAAAGAUACCGAUCGAAUGUACAUCUGUACUGCUCAAGAUAAGAUUGUUCAAUUUCAAGCUAAUCCGUACCCACAAAAUCCUAAUUGGGAAAUGAUAAACGAUGGCUCCGCUUGGACGGUAAUUUCAACUGUAUCAAGCGAAUAUAAAUUUUAUGAAGGAAUGGGCUCAACCAGACAUCCACCAACUCCUAUUCCAAUAGUGUUUCCAUUAGAAUGCGGAGGAAAAGGUAACAGCCUACUGGAGAUAAACGGAGAAAGGUUUACGCCCAAACUUAAAGUUUGGUUUGAUGAUUAUGAGUGUUCAACUUUCUUUAGAUGUGAGGAACUUUUGCUAUGCCUAGUACCACAUAUUUCUUCAUUAAAACCUGAAUGGAAAUUUGUGCGUAAGCCUUACAAAGUACGCCUAUCAUUAGUAAGAUCAGACGGUAUAAUUUAUCCUACUGGAUUAUCCUUUACUUACCUACCGGAACCUGGUUUAAAAACAUGGAAAAUGAGUUCAAAAAAGGAUUAUUGGAAAGUAAUGGAGGAAGAGGCUCUACGCUGCGGACCUUUUCCUUAUAACUAUUUAUAUGAGUAUAGAAAAGACAAUAAGGCUAUUGAAAGAGUUAUAAUAAAAAUGUUAAAUGUCGAUCUGUUUGAUUUAGAUGAUAUUAAGGUUGUACUGGAUAAGAUGGAGAUGUUAAAUUACUCUGCAAAUGUUGAAAAUUCAACAGAAGAAACCCAAUCGUAUCCGGUGGAAGAUAUCAUUAAGGAUUGUAACAAAAAUACAUCAAUUUCGGUUACAUCUUGUCAAUCUAAUCAUCAAUUAUUCAAAACAAACUUGUGGGAAGAGAUUCGAUGUAACGUUUUUCAUGAAAUAGCUUCCUAUAGCAACCAGGAAAACAUCUCGACCCGUCGAAUUCAUAUUAGUCCUUUCUAAACAUGAAUAAUGUAGCUGUG
This is a messenger RNA of Dimorphilus gyrociliatus, 1887 nucleotides long. The record is from the annotation of a GenBank genome assembly. NCBI's taxonomy places the organism in Eukaryota, Metazoa, Annelida, Polychaeta, Dinophilidae.